Molecule: messenger RNA, 2704 nt
Organism: Apis florea (little honeybee)
Lineage: Eukaryota; Metazoa; Arthropoda; Insecta; Hymenoptera; Apidae
Product: odorant receptor 13a-like
Biological process (GO): detection of chemical stimulus involved in sensory perception of smell; sensory perception of smell
Cellular component (GO): plasma membrane
Molecular function (GO): odorant binding; olfactory receptor activity
Source: RefSeq, a predicted model, not a curated record
UGACUUUGCUCUCGAAAAAAAAUGCCCACUCACGAUCCAUAGAAUAAUUUACAUUGAGCGCCAUGUUAAUAAUAAAGCAGAAAGAGUGACAAUCAUUUCUCUUGACUUCGUAUCGUAUGCGAUAUUCUCGAGUCAAAAAGAAAGGAACAAGCGACGAGGGAGGCACGAAAACAAGAAGAACGGUGACAAAAAAGAAUCGACAGCAACGCCUAUUAAUUAUUGUCCCGGUUUAUAUACGGUUGAAGGUAUACGCGUGAUAUACGAGUGACACCCUCACACGUUGAUCAGUCACCAUGCAAGCGGAACACCACUUGGACAUAUCGAUAAACUUGUCGACAUUUUUCUUGAAGAACAUCGGGGUAUGGAUAUCCCAUGAUCCUAGUGAACGACGUCGGAUGAGAAUGCUGCUCGCCUGCACUGUUUGGAUGUUGUUGCUCGGUAUAGUCAUCAACGCUAGAGAUUUGUACUUCGCAUUGUUGUAUAACGGCGAUAUUCUUUAUGUUGUGACGAAUAACAUAACUUUGAUAAUAAGUUUAGUGAAGAUGUGCAACAUAAUAAUGUAUAAAGGGAAAUUUUUAAAUUUAAUCGUGAACAUGCAACAAAAUUUCUGGAACGUUAACUACGAUUAUCACGAAAAAGAAAUUUUGGAUGAUUGCAAGAAAAUUUGCAUUUUUUUCAUCUCCUCUGUUACCACCAUUGCCAUAUGCGCCAUAAUAUCCUAUCUAAUGACACCGUUCGUUGCACAAAGUGGAAACAACGAAUCGGAGAGAAUGUUUCCGUUCGAUAUAUGGAUAAAUUUGCCACUAACAAGGACGCCUUAUUACGAGAUAAUAUUUUUCAUCCAAGCAAUAUGUUUGUAUUACAUUGGAAUCUCGAGUUUUUGUUUCGACAAUAUUUUCUGCAUCAUGGCGGUACAUUUGGCAGGGCAAUUUCGCAUACUUCGACACAGGCUUACGAAAUUGUGCGACACAGAGAAUGAGAUACGAAAAAAGGAUUCACAAUCGACAUUGGCAAAACAGAUGUACAAAUUUUACGAGCAAUUUAAGGAAUGCGUCAGACAUCAUCAGGCGUUGAUCAAAUACUGUCAAAAUCUUGAAAACGUGUACACCAUGAUUACGCUUGGACAAGUGUUGGUAUUCAGUGUAUUAAUUUGCCUGUUCGGAUACCAAGUGUUAGUGGCGACUGCUUCGUUCGCGAGACGCUCCAUUUUUGUAUUCCUCUUAAGUGGCUCGAUGUUUUUAUUAUUUAUGGUCACCUACAGUUGCAAUGGCGUGAUAGAGCACAGUGAUAACGUGGCUGUGGGAGCUUACUCGGCAUUGUGGACGAUUAUACCGAUGGACAAAUUUGGGAGAAUGCUUCGAAAAGAUCUGAUAAUGGUGAUCAGGAGAUCCAGACGUGUUUGCUAUCUGACUGCGAAUGGAUUUUUCCCCGUGUCAUUGGAAACGUACACUAAGAUUUUGAGUACGGCUGUAUCGUACUUCACAUUGUUAAACAAUCGAAUAGAGAACGCAAAUUGAUUAUAAUUAAUAACAACUUUUUAACAAUAUUUUCAUUGACACGAAACGUCUCGAAUCGGAUGUUGCACAUUCAAGUCCAUUAUAAAUAACGAAAGGAUAAAAUAAAGGUGGACAAUUUUUUUGAAAUAAUAAAUAAUAAAUCGUUUCAUUUUAAUCAUUUCAAUUGUCAUAAAAUAAUAAGCACUGUUAAACUACGAAUUUGUGUGCACAUAUUUUUUUUAAGAAUACAAAGAAUAUUUUUUAAGAAUAUAAAAAAUAUUCCGUUAAGUAAAGUCGGAAAAAAGAAAAACAUGGAACAAAAAUCUAAUCCCAAUCAAUCGACUAAAUAAAGACCAAAUUUAUUUAUCGUAUAACAAGUAUGGAGUUUUGAAGCCAACAUUUUUUUCCAGAAAUAAAUAUAUCAAUUUAUUUAUUUAAAUACUAAUAGUUGUAUAACACGUAUACAACUGUUAUUAAAUCUCAAAUAUAUCCAAAUUAUUAAUAAAUUCUUACUCACAAUUCUUUCACGAAAUAAUUGAAUUUCCAAAUUUCAUUCUUACUAUCUUCUUCCACCAUUUGCACCAAUACAAAGCUCCAGCAAUAUUCCAUUCCAUCAUCAUCCUUUCUUAAAGUGUGAACAACAACAAUUGUCGAACACUUACUGUUCUCGAUCGAAACUUCUACUCGCUCUACUCCCUCAACGCUAUUAAUAAUACACAUUCCAUCUUCAAUAAUACAAUAGAAAGGGUGACAAUGAUUUUUUUCUCCACUUCGUUGUAAUAUUCCUGUCGAAAAAGAAAAGAACAAAGCGGCGAGGGAGAACCCUCCGAGGAAACGUGCGUGUAAAAACGAGACAAGAGAAAUCGACGAGCUAUCAACAACGCCUAUUAAUUAUUAUCGCGAUAUAUACUCGUUGGAAAUUGAGCGUGAGACGAUACACGGAUUGCACGUUGAUCGAUCACCAUGCAAACGGAAGGCCAGUUGGAUAUAUCGAUGAAUUUGUCGACAUUUUUCUUGAAGAACGUUGGAGUAUGGAUGUCCGAUAAUCCUAGCGAGCAACGUCAGAUCAAGAUGUUGCUCGUCAAUACAACUUGGAUCUUGUUGUCCGGUAUAGUCAUCAAUGGGAGAGAUUUGUAUUUCACAUUGUUGUACGACGGCGAUGUUCUUUAUUCUAUAACGAAUAACAUAACUAUGAUAAUGGCUUUGAU